Molecule: messenger RNA, 3394 nt
Organism: Bactrocera dorsalis (oriental fruit fly)
Lineage: Eukaryota; Metazoa; Arthropoda; Insecta; Diptera; Tephritidae
Product: broad-complex core protein isoforms 1/2/3/4/5
Exons: 5
Coding region: 332-1732 (466 amino acids)
Biological process (GO): regulation of transcription by RNA polymerase II
Cellular component (GO): nucleus
Molecular function (GO): protein binding
Source: RefSeq, a predicted model, not a curated record
AAAAUUUUCCUAAUAGUUGGUCGACUGUCAAACCAGCAAAGUAAGAAAAAUUACAAUUUUUGGUAUCAAUUUUAAAGAAAACAAAUUAAUUAAGUUACACUCUAUUAUUAAAAGUUUAUUAGACAGAAAGUUCGCCGUGUAUGAUAUAAAAGUGAACCACAUAUAUGCAAAAUUAAUCUGCUGACUAUAUAUUUAUGGUUUUGCACUAGCGUCAGGAGAGAGGGGUGCAAAAGCGCCAGCGCUAAAACCGCAUUCAGUAAAAUACUAAAAAAUAUUCAGUAGAAAAUAACAAUAUUUUUGUUUUGUUAUAAAAUCGGCAAUUAAAUGAAGAAUGGCUACUACACAGCAGUACUCGCUACGUUGGAACAAUUAUUUUCGACAUUUGACAUAUGCUUUGGACAAUCACCGCAACAACGAUGAUUUUGUUGACGUGAGUUUAUGCUGUGAUGGACGUAAAAUCAAGGCACAUAAAGUGGUGCUAUCCUCCUGUAGCUCCUAUUUCAAAGAAAUAUUCAGGGACAACCCGCACCCGCAUCCAGUAAUAAUUUUUAAAUUUAUUAAAUUCGAAGAUCUCACCUCAAUAAUUGAGUUUAUGUAUCAGGGGGAAGUGAAUGUACAACAGGAAGCAUUGCAAUCAUUUCUUCAAACCGCCGAAUUACUUGCUGUGCAAGGUCUUACCGCAGAGGAGAAGGAGAAACCAAAAUUGCCUCCGACGCCGAUUAUUGAUGAACAAAAACUUAUUAAAACCAUCCCCAGUACUAUUAGAGCCGUGAAUGACGUAACGACUGCAACACAGACUACACCGCAAACAAUCGAAAUACCAACGGCAACUAUUUUGCAGCAAACGCAGCCACAGCAACAUACCGCUACACAGCAUCAUCAUGUACAAACACAAAUCCAGCAUAUUCAAGUGCAACAUCAACCGCAACCCCAUGUGCAAACCGUGCAAACUCAGGUGCAGCAACAGCAAACAACAACACAUCAGCUGCAACAUCAUCAGCAGCAACAAUUGCAACAAACUCAUUUAGGUGCACUGCCUUCAACGAAUACGAUAAAGAAACGUAAAAUGACUUUCUCAGAUGAUGAUGAUAACAUAUACACCACAGAAGGCGUUGAUUACGGUGUCAAGGAUGAUUCUUCGAUAGUCAAAACUGCGGAAAUGACAUUCCUACGAGGUACUGUAAAAAUGGAUAUACCCGAAUACAUAGUUGGCGAAGUUGAUGAUAGUGAACAGUUGACUGACGGAAGUGCGCAGCAUACAUCACAAGACGGUGGCACGACGGGCACUCAAAAUGUCACACAGUACACAUCUGAAUAUGAAAUUCUGACAGAAUCAGAAAUUGAGGAAAAAUUUCAUCAAGCUGAUGCAGAAAACGCAGAAAUAACAAUCGAAAUGGGGCGUCUUUUAAAUCCAACAACGAGUACACCAUCAACAACAACACCUCAUACAACGUUAGAUGAAUCAGGUGGCAGUGUCACUAAUGCUGUAGUAAAAAUUGAUAAUAAAGGUGGCGCAUCGGCAGAUUUGCCAAAUAAUAAGUGGACAGAAUGUCAAUUUUGCAAAAUGGUCAUAACCACGGUUAAUCUUUGGAGACAUAUUCGUACGCAACAUACGCCUCAACCGCCCCGUAAAUGCGAGCUAUGCAACAAAAAUUUCAAAAACAAAUACAGUCUACGCGAGCACAUACGAAUUUCGCACGAACAAAAAAUCACAGUGAAGUCAGAAAAUUGAUUGACAAUAUUUCAUUUGCGUCGUUAAAUUACCACACAUGUUAUUUCAUAAAUGAGUAACUUAGAAAAUAACGUAAAUAAAGGUAGAGCUCAGCAGCAAAUUCCAAGCUCAUUAUGAAAAUCGUUAUUAACUGCAAUCAAGAAAGGCAACUAUAAACUACGAUGUUAAUUUAUAAUAAUACCAGUGAGCAAAGCACAUAAAUACGUCCAAAAAUAUGAAUAAAGUAAUGGAACUACCAAAAUGAAAUUUAAAUGAAAAAUGCUAGAGAUUUAACCUAAAAAGUGCAAAGUAGAUUUAUUUUAAUUAAGCCAGUGUAUUCCCAUAUCCAAUUAUUAGUUGCGCGUUUAAUUUAAUAAGCAAUGGUCGAUUGAUUUUGUUAAUGAUUUUCUUAAUUUUUUUUUUAAUAUAAUACAUUAACGAAUGGUGUGCUGCGCUAACCCUAAUUAUUAUUAAACACAAACAAUUGUACAUUUUUUUAAACAAAUACGUUUACAAUCGCUUCCUCUUCUGCUUCAUUUAAACAAAUAACUCUUUAAACAAAUAUUAAUAUUUUAUAAUUUCAAAUAUUUAAAGGCACAUUUUUUCAUCAUGAAAACUCCGAGAAGAUAAUAAUGGUUCAUUUUUAAUGUUAGAGCUCGGUUAUUGUCUACUGUCAGGCACAAAUCUCUCUAUUCAUAAUAUCUGCUUAUUUUCUAAUUCAUUCGAAAAAUCCUAGCAAAUACGUAUUUCGGCUAAAACUGAUAACAAUAAAGACACAAAAAAAUGAAGUGAGGUAGAUGUGUAUAUCGAUGUAUAAAUUUAAUAAAUAUCUAUCAUGUUUCAGUAAUUGAAUACAGAUGUAUGUAUAAAGGAUAUGUAUUACAAUUUUUAUAGGAUAUUUAGCGUAAAUUAAAACUAAAUCAGAUUGGUAUACAUACAUAAUUAUAUAAUGUAGAUGUAGAUUUACUUAUAACUUAAAAGUGUAUUGCGGACGAGAGGAAUUAAUUAAUUUGAAAUAUUUGCAGAAAUUAAUAUUUUUUGCCGAUAAACUAUAUAUAUUAGGGUAAUAUGUAGAAUAAAUUCCAAAAUUGAAAUUUAAAAACUGUACAAAAAAUACCUGUAUUAAAAUUUGAAGAAAUGAGAAAAUUAAAAAUAGCGUGGAAUAUUUAAAUACAGUUUUGGCUACCGGAAAAUUUAGCUAUAAAAAAGUAAGAAAUUAGAAAAUUUCCAUAUCUCGAGUCGAUAAGUAACACUUAUCAUAAUAGUACAAUUUGCGGACAAAAAAAAAAUAAGUAUUUUGUAUAAAAUAACAUGAAUCAAAAUUCACAUUUAAAUGUUUCAUAUUUUGUGUUUUCUUGACAGCCCACCCUAAUUCUGUCAAACACAUAAUUUUCUUUAAAAAAAAUAGUUGCAAUUUCUGGGAUUUAUGAUAUUAUCAAGAAUAUUUUUAUAACACAUCUCGAUUAUUAAGACACAUUUAAAUCAUGAGGAAAUUAUUAAAACCUAUAAAAUUUAUAAAAAUAAUUAAAACAUGAAAUUCAAGCAAAAACUUAAAACACACAUAUAUAAAUAAAAGUAAUUGUAAUAUACUAUAUACUGAAUAUAUUGUAUGUAUGUAAUAUUUAUAAGCAGGAUAGACUUUUAUUAUAAUUUUCAAAAAUAUAAAUGAAUGUCGAAAAAAUA